AUGGACAGCGAGGGCAGAAAGGUUGUCGUCUGUGACAAUGGCACAGGGGUAAGUGAAUAUGUCGACAAAACGUUGUUUUAAUUACUUGUAUUUUUUAAAAUCACUACGCCACCAAGUAAAACAUGUUUUAUAUCUAAUGUUUUUAGGAUUUAGGAAUGAAUUAUGAGAGUAUGCAUCAUUGGAAUUUAACAACCUGGAAGAAGUAAUGUGGGCUAUAUCUUAAUCAAUUGUAUUUGUGCAGGGCAGGCUCCAGCCAUAGUUGAGAGUUAGAAUAGUAGAGUACACAAGGAGUAAGUUCGAAAUUUGGUUGUGAAUCAGCAGUUUUUCUCAUGUUUUUUCAGUCACUGACAGUCACCCAAUUAGCCAUGUCAGCUAACAAUUUUUUGAUUGGCAAGUUAGUCUAGCCAGUUAUCUAAACUUGUAGUAAUCAUGGCCGAGGGGGCCUUGAACUGCAGGAAAUGUGCUAUAAAACUUUAAACAUUUCUCUCCACACCAUGGCAAAAUGGGUAGAAUAGCUGGAAAUUAGCUUUAAAAUUGCAAAAAAGUAUCUGAGUAGGAUUGCAGGAAAUUUGUUAUGAAAUUGAAAAAGAAUAUCUCUCUCCGCUCCAUGGCAAUAUCUGUAGAACUGCAGAAAACUUGCUUUAAAACUACAAAAAUGUCUCUCUGCCCCAUUGCAAAAUAAGUAGAAUUUAAUGAAAUCUGUUAUACAGUUGCAACCAAAUCUUGCUUAGGGCCCCAAAAGGCUAGAGCCGGCCCUGUAUUUGUGUUGAUAACAGCACAGUUAAGUUACUUUCUAAUAUCCUGCUACAAAAUUGCAACAUUUUAUUCCUAAAUGUGGUAACAGAGAGUCACUUAAAUAAGUAUGGUGUUGUAGAAGCCUAUGUAGAAUGCUGCUCUCCGUGCAGGUAGUAGGUAGGGUUGUGGGUCUGUUUUGAGUGCACAUCUGUCUGGACUUGUCACAGCAGACUCCUCUUAUUCACACAAACUGCCAUACAUGGUGGUGAUGUGUUGGAGUGAGCUGUUAUUGGACAGGUCCCAGGAAGGAACACAACCAAAUCAUUUCUGAGAUAAUUCUCAGUUCCUCAAGCUUCUUGCUUCUUGAGUUCAUCUGCACGAAACAAAUGGAUAUUGGAAGACCCUUUAAACUUUCUGUCCUGCAGAAGUACAAUAUAGACUCAUGAACUACAUGAGCUUACUUGCCCUGCCUCCACUUGUGGCUGGUGCUAGUGCUUGUAAUAGAGGUCUAGGCGGGACUGAUUUCUACAUCCCGCUCCAGCCCGCACCCGCAGCUUUUAAUACUGCACCCGCCCACUCACGCUGGCUUUCUGUCCGACUCCCACCCGCUGCCGCAAGAACUGGCCCCGAACCCAACCCCAGUCCCGCAAUGUUAUUUUAGGUGUGUGACGCAGCUCGUUUGACAGCUAUUGUCCCAGCAAUUUUGCGCCCUAUAGGCAAUAUACAAAUGCGCAGAAAUAAUCUAAGAAAUAGGCUAGGUUAUAUUACCAGAGAUUCUCACGUGGCCCAUUAUAUUAGGCUAUCUAUCGGUAUUAAUGGGCUAUAUCAUCCAAUAGGCUAGACGUACAGUAGUUUGAAGAGAACAGAGUUGGAGAGAGCACGGACACUUGCACUUUCUUUUGAGCUACGUUUUGUAAAUAGCAUACCUUUUUGAUUUUGAUGAUUUUCAGACAGAGACAAAUGUGGAUGAUCAAUAAGCCUUUUUAUUUCCAGGAAAUGUAGUAAACUAUAGCCUAAUCAUAUUUAGGUAGUUCAUUUCCUUGGAAAUAUAUUUAUCUGCCCCGUGCUUCUCCGCCCAUGCAUAUAGCCUUCUCUAUUUAAUUGAGACCAUAUGGCACCUGAUCUCGCACGCCCAAGAGGAGAUGUAGUCUCCUGAGUGGCGCAGUGGUCUAAGGCACUGCAUCGCAGUGCUAGCUGUGCCACUAGAGACCGGGAGACCCAUGGGGCGGCGCACAAUUGGCCCAGCGUCGUCCAGGGUAGGGGAGGGAAUGGCCGGCAGGGAUGUAGCUCAGUUGGUAGAGCAUGGCGUUUGCAACGCCAGGGUUGUGUGUUCGUUUCCCACGUGGGGCCAGUAUGAAAAAAUAUAAUAAAAAAUAAUAAUAAUAUAUGCACUCACUAACUGUAAGUCGCUCUGGAUAAGAGCGUCUGCUAAAUGACUAAAAUGUAAAUGUAAGGCUACUGAACUGCAGUAUGGUCUGCGGAGGUUGCGCCUUUUCCUUUUCAAUGAUGAUCACAUUUUUGGAUUGCACCUCGAACCAUGUUUGUUGAGCGCCCUCCCCUUCUUUCCAUUAUCAAUAUUUAUUUACAGACACUGUAGUAAACUUAAGCAUAAUAAUAUUUAAGUUCAUUUCUUUGGAAAGAUAACUGCCACGUGAUUCUCAUGCAUACAGUGUAAACCCCAAUGUGCUGUCAUAAAAAAAAAUGUUGUGUGGAGGAAACCAGUUGCACUUAAUAUAUCUGAGUACAGUUACUUAAAGUGAUUUUGUAGUCACUACUCAAACCGAUAGAGUCACUGUGACAUUGUAAGGGGUCCAGAUUUGAGUUGUAUCAGUUUAAUUUUGGGGGGUAACGUCCCCACUAAUACAUUGCUCAAAUAUACUUUCCCAGUAUGCCUUGCCUUUUCGAGUGAAUUGUAGAGUUACCACCAAUGACAGUAUUUGUUUAAUGACAUAAGCUAGGUUUCCAUCCAAUUGCCUAACGAUUUUCAUGCGAAUAUUCUAAAAUCUGCAUAAAAACAAUAUUAAAUUCCCCAUGUACCGAAUAAAAAAUAUGGGUUUCUAUGGCUUUUUCCAAAAAUGUUGCGUUAUAGCGAAUGUGCCCACUCUGGUAUUGGCACGUGCGCUCAAGCCAACAUUUUGCAUAUAGCCUACAGUGCGGGUAUAGCCUACCUACAUGAUGAGGUUAUUAUAGACAAAAGAGCGAGACAAUUUUUAUUUGUCAAACGGCAGCCAAGCAUCGAUCAUUAUGUAAACAGAGUGCAAGGCGAUGAGCUUGAUGCUCCUUAUUGGAAAUGAGCAUCAAGCUUAUCACCUUGCACUUUCACCACCCUGUGAAGAUCAUGAUAACUUAUAUCUGUAGCCUAAUAAACUGCAUGCUUUCCCUAGUCAUAGUGGGAGGACCCCACAACAUGUCAUCGUGUGAAUCCAAGUUUACUUCGAUAUGAUGGUUAUUAUAUCAAUAUUUGCGCAUAAAAGCGUUUCCACCGCAAUUUCUCGCAUAAUUAAUUUUACCGACAAAAAGAGUUCCCACCUUGUCUAGCAUAUUUUGCUUUGUCGACAUUUAAAAAGUUUACCGACAAAUUUGCUGUUUCCAUCAGGCCUGUCAUGACGUUUAUUGUACUUUACUCACAUGAAAAGGUUGGAUGGAAACCUGGUUAGAGACAUGGUUGUUGAAUUCGUUCAUUUGGCGAAUGUGAGUUCCUAGGCGAAUGUUAUCAUUAUAAUUAAACUCUUUAUGACAAUACAUUACAUAUCUCAUAAGGCCUUAUUUUGAGGCCUAGCUUUACCCAAAUACAGUGGCCUGAAACUGAUGGUUUACAGGCCACAUCAGGCCUGCAAGUGCAGUUGCAAAAUUCUGGUAACUUUCCCAAAAUUCCCAGAUUUUCAAAAAAUCCUGGUUGAAGGAUUUCCAGGAAUCUUCCAACCGGGAUUACUAGAAAACCUGGGAAAUGUAACAUACUUUUGCUACCCUACCUACAAGUCAUAUUAUGCUGGUUUGCAAAGUGAUGUGUGAUUCCUAUUUGAAUCCAGCCAUAGUUAGGAAAUCCAACAUACCUUUUUAUUCACCUGCAACCUGCAUUCAUAAUGACUGCCAGGAUUAGGAACAGUGUGAGGAGACUACCUAAGCAUUUAAACUGGAGCAACCAUUUCAGUAACAGGUGCAAAAAAUCUAACUCAAUUAUUGGAUUAGUUUAGAAAAAUUAUAGUUAUUUAUCGCUGUGUAGCAUAAGAUCAAUCAAUCAAUCACUCAAUGUAACUUUCGGUUUUGAACCCCAGCUUCAAACAGCUGAAAAUACAAUAUUUUUGGUUAUGGAAAUUAUAUUUCACAGUGGUUUAGAUGGUACAAUGAUUCUCUACACUAACUUUCUUGUUUUGUCACAUAAACUGAAAUUAGGCAAACUAUUACAAUUUCUGCAACCAGGAAAUGGCAGAGCGAUUUCUGCAUAGUGCUUCUUUAAUAACAUUUAGUUGAUGUGACUUCUCAUUUAGUUUUGAGUCAGUACCACAAACGUUUUAAGUAAUAAUGACUUUUCAUUGACUUUGAGUUCAACGUACUAGAAGUAUUUGAGUUAAAAAUGCCUUGGGCUUUACAGUGUAGGCAGCCUACUCUAUUUAAUUGAGACCACACAUAUAGGCGCGCUUGAUCUCGCACGCCCAACUAGGAGAGGAGAGGUAGGCUACUGAACUUGAAGCAGCGAAUGCUGAGAGUUUGUGAAUAAUACGACAGAGGUGUUUUUAACACAAUAUUUCUGACAGCCUGCUCCCACCCGCAGCAUAAAAAAUGCAGACCGCGCCGCAAUGAUCUCUGUAACGGCCCGCAGGUCCUGUGCGCAUCCCGCGGGAAUGCUUGGAAUGUAUUGCACACCUUCAGGCUAUGGAAUGUGUCUUGGCCACAUAGACAAGUUAGGACAUUUAAAGAAAUACACUGUAAAAAACGUAACUUGUUCUUAAAGUAACUUACUGGCAGCCAGUUACCUGUAAGUUACUGUAAAAAAGGUACUGUAUGUUACCGUAAAUACCAAAGAAACUUUGGUUUAACAGUACAUUACUGUAAAGUUUACAGUUUAACAGUACAUUACUGUAAACUUACUGUUAAACCAACGUUUCUUUGGUACCUUUUGUACCUUUCUACCUUUUUUAAACUGCAAUUUACAGGUAACUGGCAUCCAAUAAGUUACUUAAAAACAACAGGAUUUUUUUGUGUGUGUUGUAAGCACACAGGUAAAUAGACAGCAAUAGCCCAAUAAAAUGUAUAAUUUACUAUUUCAUGAUGCAUUUUACACUGUUGUUAAUGCUGGCUUGAUACAGUUGUUUGACACGUCAGCCUUUAAAGUUGAACUGAAAAUAUUUUGCAGAAGUUUAGCAUGGGUGACAUUCUCUGUGAUCACAUUUUGGUUUCCACUCAAUGCACAAAAAUGUAUGACUUUUUCAGCAGACUGGUCUUUCCUUAGCCUCUCAUGUUGAAAGUGUAUUGAAAGUGAAAGCUACCAACAUCAUGUUUCUUUUGUAUUGGUUCCCAUGCAGUUUGUCAAGUGUGGCUUCGCUGGCUCCAACUUCCCCGAGCACAUCUUCCCUGCGUUGGUGGGUCGGCCCGUCAUUCGGUCAAACACCAAGGUCGGAAACAUCGAGAUUAAGGUGAGGUUAAUUAAGGAGAGAGAGUUGACUUCCAGCCUAAAGACAAACACUGACUCUUACGUGUCAAGGGAAAAGUUAUUCUCCAAACAUGAAUGCUCCUCAGCUGUGCAUAUUCUCCUUUGAUUGUGCAUGAUUGUCAUGUAAGCAAUCAAGACUGUAAACUCCCUCUCUGACAAUCACAAUAUAGAGGUAAUAUCUCGAAGUGCCAUGUCUGUAGCCUCAGUAUAAUUCUGAAUAAUCAAAUACAUCUAAAGCAACUCCCCUGGUGACCCCCCAAACCUGAACCUAGGACUUGAUGGUGGGUGACGAGGCCAGUGAGUGUCGCUCCAUGCUGGAGGUGUCUUACCCCAUGGACAACGGCAUAGUGCGCUCCUGGGAAGACAUGCUUCACUUGUGGGACUACACCUUUGGCCCUGGGCGCCUCAAUAUCAGUCCCCCAGACUGCAAGGUCAGUUAUUGUAUUUUAAAUGUUUUAAUUUUUAUUUAACCUUUUUAUACAGGUUAGUUUAAUUUAGGUAAAAUAAAAAUUAAUUGCAAGAGAGACCUAGGUAUGAAGUGCAUUUAGUCUGUUAAACUUCCAAUUAAGUUUUAGACAUUCCAUAAAACGUUAGGAUUGCAUCUUUAAAUUAAAAAACUGUUUUUACAUUCCUCUGCCCUCUGUGUAUGUUGUGAUGUUGUGUGGGGAUCAAUAAAGUUGAAUUCGAUUCAAGGUGCUGCUGACGGAACCGCCCAUGAACCCCACUAAGAACCGGGAGAAGAUUGCUGAGGUCAUGUUCGAGACCUACCAGUUCCACGGCAUCUAUGUGGCCAUCCAGGCCGUGCUCACACUCUAUGCCCAGGGUAAGGGGAGACUAGACCCAAAGACAUGGCUCUCCCUGUAAUAUAUAAUAACAUACUAUAGUGUAAUGCUUAGACUUUAGCUCCACAGGAAAACACAUUCUUGUGGGGGUGCAGGUUCGAACCCAGUCGGUCACCAUCAUACCGUCUGUUAUGUGACCCUGUGUGUCCUGCCCUGUCCUGUCUCCAGGGUUGCUAACGGGUGUGGUUGUGGAUUCGGGUGAUGGUGUGACCCACAUCUGUCCCGUGUACGAGGGCUUCUCUCUCCCCCAUCUCACACGCAGGCUGGACAUCGCAGGACGUGACAUCACACGCUACCUCAUCAAGGUGUGUACAAGGGCUGCGUCUCAAAUGGCACCCUAUUCUCUCUGCAGCACACUACUUAGGGUGACAUCUGGGAUGCAUCCAAGGAAACCUUAGUGGAUACGGCAAUAUUUAUGAUGUCCCUCAUCUAAAUCAUCAUUAAAAAAAAAACUUUUUAUUUCUUUUUCAUGUAUUCCUAUUUUUUUUUUUUUUCUAUUUCCUUCGUUUAAAAAAUUUUUAUAUAUUUGUAUCUUUUUGUUUUGUCAAAAAAAAAAAAUGUAUUUUUUUGCAAAUGGAUAGCCUAUAGGACUAUUUUGUAAUGAAAAGUACUUUCUGGGGAUGAAUAUAAAAGACUCCUUUAAAAUUUUUCACCUCUGAUCCAUCUCUCAGCUGCUGUUGCUGCGCGGCUAUGUCUUCAACCACUCGGCUGACUUUGAGACCGUUCGCAUGAUGAAGGAGGAACUAUGCUACGUGGGAUACAACAUAGAACAGGAGCAGAAACUGGCCACAGAGACCACCGUGCUAGUGGAGUCAUACAUGGUACUAAAGCUAACCCUAUCCACACAUGUCAAUUAGAGAGAAUGGUUAUGAAUGUGAUCAAUGCUCUUUUAGCUUGGGAAGCAAUCUGUUUCUCUGUUAACAAACGGACUGCGGCAAGGCGACAAUGUAGCAAUGUUGCAAAACUCCGAAACAAUCUGACACCCAGGAUAACCUUAUAUGAAUCUCUCUAGCCCAUGCCCAUAGCUACUGUAAAUCUAUCACGACAUAAAAUACUUCAGAAAAUAAAGAGGUAUGAAUUUGUAAUUAUUCACUAACUCUCUCUCUCUGUUCUAGCUCCCUGAUGGUCGUCAGGUGAUGGUGGGAGGGGAGCGGUUCGGUGCCCCUGAGGCCCUCUUCCAGCCCCACCUCAUCAACGUAGAGGGAGCCGGCGUGGCUGAGCUGCUGUUCAACACCAUCCAAGCUGCUGACAUAGAUCUCAGGUCAGAGAUGCACCACCCUGCUGCUGGUCUCCACAUGGUUUAAUGGCUGGACAUAAAGCUUCUAGCUAGCCUUGUCCCAUACUGUAUGAGUUGUAGCAAACUUUUCUAUUGUUUGUUUUAAUGCCAUACAAGAAUGGGAAGAGGCUAUAGCAUCAGGUCAGCUAUACAAUACAGUACACUGUGGGCCCAUGCUAAAGUUAGAGAUCUGCACAAUAAUUGUUACAUAGUUGUAAUAUAUUUAAGCAAUAAGGCACGAGGGGGUGUGGUAUAUGACCAAUAUACCACGGCUAAGGGAUGUUAUUAUGCACGACGGAACACAGAGUGUCUGGAUACAGCCCUUAGCCGUGGUAUAUUGGCCAUAUACCACAAACCCAGAGGUGCCUUAUUGCUAUUAUAAACUGGUUACCAACGUAAUUAGAGCAGUAAAAAUAAAUGUUUUGUCAUACCCAUGGUAUACGGUCUGAUAUACCACGGUUGUCAGCCAAUCAGCAUUCGGGGCUUGAACGGCCCAGUUUAUAAAUGUGUAUAUUACACAUUUUUACCCACAUUAUAUAUUGUCGUUACAUACAUGCGUAAGUGUAGGUUAUUGUAGUUGUUUGGUAGCUGUAUUAAAUAUAUGAAGCCAUAAUAUUAUACUAUAGCUAGAUGACCUCAAUCUCCCUCACCCACCCAUUAAAUUAAUAAGAACUGUAUGCAUACAUUAUGGUUUAUGUCUGAUUCUAUGUUGUAUGUGCCUCUCCCUCCGGAAGGUCUGACUUCUACAAGCACAUUGUGCUGUCAGGGGGCACCACCAUGUACCCCUGGCCUUCCCUCCAGACUGGAGAGAGAGAUCAAACAGCUGUACCUGGAGAGGGUGCUGCAGGGGGACACUGAGAAGCUCUCUGUAAGCACACACAAAUGCGUGGAAGCACACAGACACAUAGACAUGCACGGACGCUUACACACAAAUAUGUACGCACACCUGUGUAAAUGUUCUGUUCCUUCAUUUUAGUUUACCAUAUGUUUUUCGACCCACUCCUUUUCCCCGUUCCCUCCCUCUGUACAGAAGUUUAAGAUCCGCAUUGAGGACCCUCCACGGCGUAAACACAUGGUGUUCAUGGGUGGAGCAGUGCUGGCCAACAUUAUGAAGGACAAGGAGUCCUUCUGGCUGAGCCGGGCUGAGUACCUGGAGAAAGGCCUAAAGGUUCUGGACAAACUGGGAGGCGGCGUGAGAUAAAGGUGAAAUAGUGGUUAGCUAGGGUCUCUCUCACACACACACACAAGGUCUGGGGGUGCUGGACAAACUGGGGCGCGGCAAUAGAUGGAAGUCCUCGGUCGUAUUGACUUGGCACAAACGGAAGAAAACGUUGUGCUCUAAUGAAUAUGACAGUGGAUAAAAUGGGGGCCGUGGUCAGCUAGACAAAACAAAGACUAUAUGAUGGGACUACUGGGUUUAAAACUGUGAUGCUGUAAUAGAGAAAAUAUAAUGCCUUCCUGGAUGCAUAGGGGCCAGCCAUUGCCUGUCUGAUUAGAAAUCUCUGUUAUAAGAAGCAUGAAAUAGAAUAGCAUUUUCCUCUUCGUAACAGUCAACUUUCCAAGUUGUUUUCAGUGUCAAAUGGACAUAUUGUAUUGCAUACAAUACAACAAUUAUACAGUUACACAAUAGAAUAGUACAAUUGUAAUGUUUCAUAUUUUUACCAUUUUAAUUCACACUGUGUCAAAUGGAACCCUUUUGAGGAAGUUCGUCAUGCCAUUGUUUCAAAUGCAUAUGAAAAUAAAUACAACAGACUAAAUGCCAAAUUGAAUAAAGUGAAUGUCAUCGUCUUUGAUGACUGAAUAGCCCUUUUGUACUGGACGAUAUCUUUGUGUCUUUAAAGUCAUCAAUCAUUUAUGUAAACACAUUUGG
Molecule: messenger RNA, 9374 nt
Organism: Coregonus sp. 'balchen'
Lineage: Eukaryota; Metazoa; Chordata; Actinopteri; Salmoniformes; Salmonidae
Source: the annotation of a GenBank genome assembly